This is a messenger RNA of Puccinia graminis f. sp. tritici CRL 75-36-700-3, 2234 nucleotides long. RefSeq lists its product as uncharacterized. Gene Ontology annotation, biological process: transmembrane transport; carbohydrate transport. The coding region runs from base 364 to 2115 and encodes 583 amino acids. Gene Ontology annotation, molecular function: carbohydrate:proton symporter activity. The record is from RefSeq and is a predicted model, not a curated record. Gene Ontology annotation, cellular component: membrane. The transcript has 20 exons. Lineage: Eukaryota; Fungi; Basidiomycota; Pucciniomycetes; Pucciniales; Pucciniaceae.
CCGAAUAGCAAUACAUGUUGCACCACCAAAGGCUAGUCUUGCGAUCAAACUGACUGUUGAUUUUUAACUCUUACUCCCUCCAGGAGAAGGUGCAUGGGAAUCAAUGGAAGCAGCCUAAGCACUCUGCGAGAAUUAAAUCCCAUCGUACCACCUUCAUAGUCGCUCCGUUGAACGGCACUGGCGCUGGCAAGGUUAGAGAGCUACAUAGUCUAGAUUGCGUUGGUUUUCUGGAGCUCGAGACGUUGUAAUUCAAAUCUGCAAGGAAGAAAAAAAACAGUCAUCAGAACUGCGUAUCUAAAAGCAGUAGCAAAUAAAGAAACGCUGCUUGAAAAGAAAAGAAAGAAAGGAAACUGGAAACUGGAAAUGUCCCUGAAGCAAGCUGAAAAUAAUCGAUCGGAAGACAUAGAGGCCCCACCGAAUCCGAACUCGCCGAAUCAUUCGACAUCAUCAUCCAAGGCCUCUUCGCCGCUCCCGGGAAGUCCAGACCAGAUCCUACAGACUCGAUUACUCCGACCCACUUCUCCGGAUCGCCAUGAUUUCGAUCAUCCACCCAUCCAUCGCUCGCCCGACCGGGGAUUUUUCAAGGAGAUUUUGAACAAUAGGUUUGUGCUCUGUUGUGCUCUGUUUGCCAGUCUGGGAGGCAUACUGUUUGGGUAUGAUCAAGGAGUAAUUUCAGUGACGUUGGUUAUGGACCAUUUCAAUUCUCGAUUUCCUCAAAUAGACCGGCGUGUUUCGGGUGAUGGAUCGGCCAGUUUCUGGAAAGGUUUCCUUACCGCGAUGAUUGAGCUGGGAGCCGUCCUAGGUGUCAUGAUAGCAGGUUUCAUCGCGGACAAGUACGGUCGGAAAAGUGCGAUCAAAACCGGCUCCUUAUUUUUCAUCGUCGGAUCAAUCGUUCAAACCUCUGCGCUAGAUUUGAGCAUGCUCCUGAUCGGUCGGUUUGUCGGAGGGAUAGGAAUCGGGAUCUUAUCUAUGGCAUGUCCUAUGUAUAUGGGCGAAAUCAGCCCCAACAACAUUAGAGGUGCUUUGCUCUGUUUAGAGGAAUUCAACAUUGUCCUGGGUAUCGUUGUGGCCUUUUGGAUCACGUACAUGACCCGAUUGAUCGAAAGCGAAGUUUCUUGGAGAUUACCAUUCGGGAUCCAAUUACUACCAGCGAUCAUCAUUUUAUUGGGUCUUUCACUUCUACCAUCGUCUCCCUCGUGGCUUGCAAGCCAUCGCCGAUACGAUGAAUGUCUCAGGACGCUUUCGACACUGAGACAGUUGCCGAUAGACGAUGAAUCUGUCAGACAGGAGUGGAUCGAUAUCCGGGUCGAGGCGGAAUUUCAACGAGAGCUUCAUUUGGCUCGGUUUGGCGAACUUCCAGAACAAGCUUGGUCUCAAUUCAAAAUCGAAUUCCGGAAGUGGGGAGACACAUUCUCCAAGGGCUGUCGUCGUAGGACCCUUGUUGGAGUUGGCCUUUCUUUCUUCCAACAAUUUGUUGGAAUAAACGCUCUGAUUUACUACUCCCCAACUCUUUUCGAAACACUCGGAUUAGACGAAGAGCUGAGGCUAAAGAUGAGUGGGAUCAUGAACAUGUGUCAAUUAGUGGGUGUGACAAUCUCGUUUCUGUUCAUCGACAAGGUCGGAAGACGGCCGUUGUUAUUGCUAGGAAGCUUGAUGAUGACUAUCUGUCAUCUCAGUGUGGCCAUCUUGAUUCGACAGUACAGUGCUGAUUGGGCUCAACACACAUCAGCUGGAUGGGCGGGUGUUGGCUUUCUGCUUCUUUACAUGGUGGUCUUUGGAGUCAGCUGGGGGCCUAUCCCAUGGGCAAUGCCUUCGGAAAUUUUCCCCUCUUCUCUUCGUGCUAAAGGCGUCGCCGUUAGCACUAUGUCAAAUUGGAUCAAUAACUUUAUCAUUGGCCUUAUCACACCUCCACUAAUUGAAAAGACUAAUGAAGGCGCCUUCAUCUUUUUCGCAAUCAAUUCAUUAUUGUCAUGGGUCUUCGUUUGGCUAGUUGUGCCGGAAACCGCCUAUCGAUCUUUGGAAGAAAUGGAUCAAGUGUUUGGUGACCAAUUAGCAGUCGAAGACCAACUCAAAAAAUCUCAAAUCUUCCAGAAAAUCACCGCAGAGGAACUUUAAUUUUGUUUUGCGUCCUUUUAGACUCACCAUCUUCCCUCUUGCAUUUUUUUCUUCACUCAACAAUCUUAGCAGCACUGGUCUCUGAUUUCUCCGUCCAUUCUGCUUCACUUUUUUAUCAU